AUGAACAAUUGUGGAGGUGGAGUCGGCGCUGGUGUAGGAACUGGGAGUGGAGCUUACGACGCUAAAAUAGCUGGAUUAUAUGAUUUGCUUGACACUCUUGGCUCAGGUCACUUUGCUGUUGUAAAAUUAGCCAGGCAUGUUUUCACUGGAGAAAAAGUGGCAGUGAAAGUAAUUGACAAAAGCAAGCUAGAUGAUGUCUCAAAAUCGCAUUUAUUUCAAGAGGUUCGGUGCAUGAAACUGGUGCAACAUCCAAAUGUUGUACGACUUUAUGAAGUAAUAGAUACUGCGACUAAGUUGUAUUUAAUAUUAGAAUUAGGGGAUGGAGGUGACUUAUAUGACUAUAUUAUGAGACAUGAAUCUGGUCUCUCAGAAUCUCAUGCCCGUGAUUACUUUCGACAAAUAGUUCGUGCAAUCUCAUACUGUCACAGGUUACAUGUUGUGCAUCGAGACCUCAAACCAGAAAAUGUUGUAUUUUUUGAAAAAUUAGGAGUAGUUAAAUUGACUGACUUUGGAUUUAGUAAUAAGUUUUGUCCAGGACAAAAAUUGGAGACUUCAUGUGGUUCAUUGGCAUAUUCAGCUCCUGAGAUUCUUUUAGGAGACUCUUAUGAUGCACCAGCAGUUGAUGUAUGGUCACUUGGUGUAAUACUGUAUAUGUUAGUGUGUGGACAAGCUCCUUUUCAGGAAGCAAAUGACAGCGAAACUCUCACUAUGAUUAUGGAUUGCAAAUACACUAUGCCAGUUCAUGUAUCCAAUCCAUGUAAAAGGCUCAUAGGUAGAAUGCUUGUCCGAGAACCGGAAAAGCGUGCGACACUAUCUGAAAUCGCUACAGAUCCAUGGGUCACGGCAGGCGAGGGUAUCACUGUAGAAGACUGUGACACACCCUUAGUUACCAAACAAGACUUGACCGAAGAAGACAGAGCUGCUAUUUUACAGAAAAUGGUGAAUGGUUCUAUUGCCAGCAAGGAACACAUUCUUGAAGAAUUGGAAAAAAAUGAAUACAAUCAUAUUACUGCAACUUAUUAUUUACUCGCUGAAAGAAAAUUAAGAUCUAAAAGACAAGAAGCGCGGCAGCGGGCGCGGCGGCCCGAUGCGCUGGGCGUGGCGCGCGCGGCGCGCGGCCUGCUGGCGCCGCCGCCGCUGCCCGCCGCGCCGCGCACGCCGCAGGACGUGCCCCCGAGGUCGCGCAAGUGCAGCAUAGUGCGGGAGGAGGAGGACGACGAGGAGGGCGCGGUGGCGGCGCGCAGCGCGGACGCGCGUCGCGGCUCGCGCUCCGAGGGCCGCCUGCACCUCGCGCGCCCCGCGCAGCUUGCCGACAACCUUACUAAGGUGAAUCUCGAGCCGGAGCCCCCGGUGGCGGUGCGCGCGCCGCCCGCGCCCGCGCCCGCGCGCCGCCAGCGCGUGGAGUGCCGCCGCCGCCGCGCGCGCGCCGGCUCCUGCUCCUCCUCCGACCUGUCCGACGACGACUCGGAGAAGAAGAAGCGUGCGGCCGAGAGCGCGGCGGCGCCGGCCGAGCGCGCGCGCCGCGACUCGCACGACGACUCCAGCGACAGCCAGGAGCGCCGCCCCGCGCGCCCGCCGCCCGCGCCCGCGCCCGAGCCCGCGUCCGCGCCCGCGACUACGCACGGCGGUAGUUCGUCGAGUGGCGGCGGCGGUGGCAGUGGUGGGGGAGGAGGGGGAGGGGGAGACGCGCGCGGGGGAGGAGGAGGAGGGGGAGGGGGGAGGCGACGCCGCGCCGCGCGCAAGGAGAGUCGGUUGCGGGAGUCGCGUUCACUCAAUCGUAUCGCUGAGGUGGAGGAGGCGAGCGCGGCGAGCGCGGCGCGCUGGGGCGGCGGCGGGCUGGUGGCGCUGUGCGGGCGCCCGCUGCUGCGCCUGCUGGCCGCAGCGCGCCCCGCGCCCUCCGCGCGCCGCCUGCACGGCCUCUGC
Brenthis ino (lesser marbled fritillary) is the source of this 1923-nucleotide messenger RNA. NCBI's taxonomy places the organism in Eukaryota, Metazoa, Arthropoda, Insecta, Lepidoptera, Nymphalidae. The record is from the annotation of a GenBank genome assembly.